Molecule: messenger RNA, 1677 nt
Organism: Neurospora tetrasperma FGSC 2508
Lineage: Eukaryota; Fungi; Ascomycota; Sordariomycetes; Sordariales; Sordariaceae
Exons: 6
Coding region: 1-1677 (558 amino acids)
Biological process (GO): basic amino acid transport; transmembrane transport
Cellular component (GO): fungal-type vacuole membrane
Molecular function (GO): basic amino acid transmembrane transporter activity
Source: RefSeq, a predicted model, not a curated record
AUGGUUCAACGCCAUGGGAACGAGCCGUCUCUAGUCACAGAACGAGAGCCUCUUUUGAGUGACACUGCGCAGCCCAGCUCCGACUACCUCUAUCACGCCUGUCGCAGUACUCCUGAGGAAGGCAUCUACAAUCGAUUUAUCAAGCCAGUUCCCGAGGAAGACGAGGAUCGGAGUCUAGGAAGCGACGAAACCGAGUCGUUGAAGCAAAGCGCCCAUGUGAAUGUCGUCAAGAUCAUAUCUGUCAUGCUGCUAGGCAUCUUCGUCGCACAGACAGAUACGUCCAUUCUCAUGGCAACACAUGCAAUUAUUGCGUCCGAGUUCAACGCCUUGAAGGACUCUAGCUGGCUCAUUAUCAGUUUCUCUCUAGCUGGGGCGGCCACGCAGACUUUGUACGGCAAGUUAAGUGACAUCUAUGGGCGCAAGAGGAUGGUGAUAAUCGCGUAUACCAUGUUCAUGGUUGGCUGUGCAAUUGUCGGUGUUGGCCAGACAAUGUCGCAGGUUGUCCUGGGCCGAAUUGUAUCCGGUGCUGGAGCCUCUGGCAUGUCCGCACUCGUGUCCGUUCUCAUCACAGAUCUGCUUCCUCUCCGAGAAGUUGCUCAGUGGAGAGCGUCGUUCCGCGGUCAAGUGCCACUCAUAACCCUGGCCAUCAUUCUCUGCUCAGCAUAUUUACCCAGCUACACCAGCACGCUAGACGAGACAGAUGACGCCACCCAGUUGAAGAAGAGCAAGCUCAGCCGUAUCGACUUCAAGGGUUCGUUCAUCUUCGCUGCCCUUGUGCUGGCCCUGCUUCUCCCCAUCGAUCUCGGCGGCGUCAAGAUCCCCUGGUCCCACCCGCUCAUUUUCGUCUUUCUCGGUGCCAGCGUCAUCCUUCUCGUCUUGUUCAUUGCAGUAGAAAGGCGACAGGCCGAGCCAAUCCUGCCGCUGGAGAUGUUCCACAGCAAAGACGCCAUCCUUUCGUUCUUGAUCCUGGGACUCCAAACCGCCGCCCAGGUGGGACUCAUGUUCACUGUCCCCCUCUACUUCCAAGUGACAUCCACGCCGCGGCCGUCCGCCACCGUCGCGGGCGCGCACCUCGUCCCUGCCGUUAUGGGCAACGCUAUCGGCGGCAUCAUCUCCGGUUCCGCCAUCAAACGCUCAGGACGGUACAAGUCCCUCGUCAUCUGGGCCGUGACCUGCUCCUCCGUCGGCUAUCUUCUCCUAAUGCUGAGGUGGCACGGCAACACCAACUCUUGGUUCGAAUCGCUGUACAUCUUCCCCGGAGGCUUUGGCAUGGGGGUCACGAGCAGCGCGCUGUUCAUCUCGCUUCAGGUGGUCAUUGACCCGGCCCACAUGGCGCCUGCUGUGUCGUUCAUGUAUCUGAUGCAAACGGUAUGGAUGACGAUUGGGUUGCCGGCUGCGAACACGAUUAUGCAGAUCGUGCUUCGAAAAAACCUUGAGAUUCGGCUGUUGAAGCUAGGAUAUGACAAAGUUGAGGUAGCCAAGGUCAUAUCGAAGGCGGUUUCUGAUGUUGACUUUAUCGACGGCGCAAUCAGUAAGGUCAGGGAUGCUGUUGUCCAGUCGUAUAUUGACGGCCUAUGGUGGAGUCACGGGUUCUCGUUUGCCUGCUCGGUCACUGCACUUGUGCUGGCUGUCUUCCUCAAGCAGAGGAGGCUCGACGUACACAAGUCUAACCCCUGA